This is a messenger RNA of Petromyzon marinus (sea lamprey), 2388 nucleotides long. RefSeq names its product cystatin-like. Gene Ontology annotation, cellular component: vesicle; cytoplasm. The record is from RefSeq and is a predicted model, not a curated record. Gene Ontology annotation, molecular function: cysteine-type endopeptidase inhibitor activity. NCBI's taxonomy places the organism in Eukaryota, Metazoa, Chordata, Hyperoartia, Petromyzontiformes, Petromyzontidae.
CCCCGUCCCCAGCUGCCGCCGCCGCUGUUGUUGUUGUUGCGGGUGACGUCGGGGCCGGGCUCAACAUCGCCCCCCUCCAUCCCUGCUCCACCACCACCCACACCCCCACCAGCCUCGCUCCUGCAUCACAGACCUCGCCUACCCCUCGUGUGACACACACACCACCAUCACCACCACCACCACACACGCGCGCACCAAGAUGAUGUCCCGUGUGGCAUCGUUGUCCCUCUUGCUGUGUGGCCUCUACUGCUGCUGCUGCUGCGCGGCGCUGCCCGAGACUCGCUGGAGGCCCAUGCUGGGUGCUCCGACCGCCAUCCAGCCCACGGAUCCGGGCCUCCACACGGCGGCAGCGGAGGCCACUCGCCGAUUCAACUCGGGCCUCAACAGCCGCACGGUCUACAGACUCGACAGGGUGACGAAGGCCACACGCCAGAUUGUGAGCGGUCUCAAGUACAUCUUUGAGGCAGACCUGAAGAGCACGGAAUGCUUGAAAUCGGAGGAACGAGUGGCUGAGGACUGCAACUUCCACGAUGAUGGCGUGGCCACUGUUUUCAAGUGCCGCUUUGAGGUGUGGACAAUCCCCUGGCGCAAGCAGACCAAGGUGCUGAGUCAGAGCUGUCAGCAAAACAACCCAAUAAAACCUUCUACCAUGCCAAACGCCUAAUUUGGAACAUCAUCCAGCUGGCUAGGCAAAUAUAAACAUGCAUUUGGCCAGCCAGCUAAUUAUUUGGGCACACAUACAAAAACCAGACAUGUUCAGCUCGUCAGAUACUUAUUCAGGCACACAGCGAGACACCUUUAUAAUUAGCCAGACACACAUACAUAGAGUCAUUUGGAUGAGUCAGAUGCACAGUUAUCUGUUCAGGCACGCAGCCAUUCUACUUGAUGGCUUUGAUGAGCACACUUCCACUCGACAUUAAUAAAAUCAGUAGACACCUAAGUCCUCUGGGUAAUGAUUAAUUUGCACAUGUACGCAGCUGGAUAAUUAGGAAUACAGUAGACCGCGAGAAGACAAGGAGUUAAAGAUUAAUUUCCAAACAUUUGCUUUUAAAAUGACCAAUACACACAUGAUAUACAGUGUUACUCUAUUUCAGAACAUAUUAAAAAUAGAUUUUUAACACUUAAAUUUUGCAUGUAUACUGUUGUUGUUUUCAUUGCUUAUAUUAAUAUUAUCUCUUCAUUAUAGUUAUUUGAUAGUGUAGCCACAGUUAUUAAUGAGAACCCUGUAUUUUCACAUCUCUUGCGCAAUUAUUAAAAACGUCAACAACUUGCGUAGGUUUUUCGCGGUUGUGUUGCGCAAAUCGCCAUUGUUUUCUGCGGUUGUGCUCACAAGCACAUCAGCAUAAUGUCUCGCGUUCCACUCCACUGCCGAGCGGAAACGGCGGUACAUCUUACCAAACAGCACGUGGUACAACCCAAAAACACACCGAGUGAGCUAUGGUACUCUUUACACAACCUGCAAUGGAAACAAAUACAGACGCAAAUUGUACUAAAUGCAACUUUCAUAUCAAGACCGUUUGCAAAUUGUGGCAAAGGAAUUCAAACGUCCAUGUGGAGUAAUUGAAAAAGAGGUAAGAGAGGGAGUUUGAGGAGUUUUACCUUGAGUGAGGAAUUGUGGCAUAGACUACUAGGGGCCCAAGGGCAAAAUUUAUACAAUUUUAUUGUUGUACGUACAGAUGUAAACACUUCAUACGGAGAGGCAGACAGCCUUGAGCCUCGGUCUGAACAGGAGGUCUCAAGCAGUGAGGAUGGCCAGAGUAAGAGAUAAUCAAUGGUUGAAGUAGCAAAGAAGGAGUGACCUCCCACUGCGCAAAUGUUGACAGACUGGAGCAGAGGGAACGUGAGUACGUUGGUAGUUCCACCGGACAGGCGAUCAUGAUGGGACAUACGUUUGAAUUUCAGUGCGACUGACACAUUUUGACAUAGACGAUAUUUAAUGUGGGGUUUUUACACGUAGUUAUCGGUUAGAAUGUUUGCAUGUUAUGUACUGUCGCUCACCUUUUUUGUUUCAAAUUCGAAGCCGCAUAAUCUAAAUGUGUGCUCCACAAUUUGCUUCUCUCUUUAAAACAAUAAUAGUAUUAGCAGUAUUAAUCGCAAGAUAUAAGUAAUAAAAUAUCGUAUUUUGCAUAUCAACAUUUAGCUGGAAAUAAAAUCAAGUUUAUCUCACCAGGCCUGCGUGUGGGUACACUUUUGUUUACAGUGAAUGUGGUUGCGGUUUUUGUAUGACGUGUGAGAAAUGUGUUUCCUUUGCACACACAUGUAACUUCAAUUGCAGUCCAGAAAAUCGGGCCACCACUCACAAAAGAUUGCAUAACUAUGUUUUUUUAAAAGCCACCCAAAUGCAAACGUGACCAUGUGAUCGAAGAAAAUAAAAACAUGCUUUACGAU